This is a messenger RNA of Nothobranchius furzeri (turquoise killifish), 8282 nucleotides long. It is a transcript of the gene pcdh7b, whose product is annotated as protocadherin 7b. The record is from RefSeq and is a predicted model, not a curated record. Gene Ontology annotation, molecular function: calcium ion binding. Gene Ontology annotation, cellular component: plasma membrane. Gene Ontology annotation, biological process: homophilic cell-cell adhesion. NCBI's taxonomy places the organism in Eukaryota, Metazoa, Chordata, Actinopteri, Cyprinodontiformes, Nothobranchiidae.
CAUUUGUGAAUCCCUCUCACAGUGCUGCAGACAGGGGCUGCCAUCACAUGCGGUGCGUCUGCAGGUGAGAGGGUGGCGCGCGGAACAUGUUGGACACCGAGAGGAAUUCAACCAACACCUCCUAAAAACACUAAUCGGAUUUUACUCGACUUCCUAAUCUGAUUUUAUUCCACGCUUUUCUUUUCAAUGCCCAUAUUUUUGUUGCCUAUGGAGGUGGCUCCUAAAAGAAAAAGAGAUUAUUGCAAAUGACUUGGAAGAGAGAAAGAGAGAAGCAGUUUUUUAAAGCAGGCAGGUCAUUUGCUGCAGGAGGAUCUGAGGAGCUCCGCUCAGUCCGCGCACACCACCGGCAGGAGAAGGAGUUUGGAAAACUGCGCGUGCCGUUCAGUGAUUCCCUGACCGUCUCGUGGACGCUGUCGGACAGAGGGAAUACUGCCUCACCCCUCAAAGAAGAAAUCUAAAGGCGAUUAUUCAAAGUGUGAGUUGAGUGACAUGGACUGAUGCGCGGACUUUUACGCGCCCUGCGUUCAGAUAUUUGAAGCACCAUCCGGAGCGCACGCAGCCCCCCUGACAGUUUUAUUACUAUUAUUGCCUUAAGUAAAAACUAACAUCCAGCGCAGGAGGAGGAGGAGAAGUCGCGUGCACUUGCUGCUUUUAACUGCAGCAGAAACGAGAGGAAGUCAACCGGAGGAUGAAUUAUCACGCAUCCCGACGCAAAGAGCUUCCGCUCUGAAUGAAAACAAGAUUUACUAAAUAAACUGAACCUGUCCAAUAGACGUCUUUACACUUUUUUUUUCAAUUCACGUGGACAUUAUUUUUCUUUUUGCAACCCGAACAAUGAGGACUAUUGGUGCAGUGGACUAUUGCUACUAUUGCAUGCUCAUUUUGCAGCUUGUGCACCAGCCUGCUGCAAAGCAAGUGCUCCGGUACCGCCUGGCUGAGGAGGGACCCGCAGAUGUCAGAGUGGGCAACGUAGCAGCCGACUUGGGCAUAGUGGCCGGCUCCGGUGAGGUGACAUUCACGCUCGAGUCGGGCUCCGAAUUUUUCAAAAUAGACAACAUCACAGGUGAGCUCAGCACGCAUGAGAGGCGGAUAGACCGCGAGAAACUCCAGCAGUGCCAAAUGAUCUUUGAUGAGAACGACUGUUUUAUAGAUUUUGAGGUGUCAGUGAUCGGACCGGCGCAGAGCUGGGUCGACCUCUUUGAGGGGAAAGUCAUCAUACUAGAUAUAAAUGAUAACACUCCGUCUUUCCCAUCCCCUGUCCUGACCCUGUCGGUGGAGGAAAACAGACCAAUUGGAACCCUUUAUCUGCUGCCCACAGCCACAGACAGGGAUUUUGGCAGGAAUGGGAUAGAGAGAUAUGAGCUCAUUCAGGACAAUGGGGAAAACUCUAGGCGCAUGGGGAAUUCUGGGGAUUCAUACUCCGGAAAGAGGAGAUUUGAGGAUGGAGCAAGCAGGAGCAGUGUCUUUGAGCUGCAAGUUGCUGACACCUCUGAUGGAGAGAAGCAGCCUCAACUCAUCAUUAAAGGGGCCCUGGAUAGGGAGCAGAGAGACUCCUAUGAGCUCGCCUUGCGUGUUAGAGAUGGAGGAGACCCCCCUCGCUCAUCUCAGGCCAUUUUGAGGGUAAUGAUCACUGAUGUGAACGACAACAGCCCUCGGUUUGAGAAAAGCGUGUAUGAAGCUGACCUACCAGAAAACAGCCCCCCUGGCGCCCCCAUUCUACAGCUGAAAGCGGCUGACGCAGACGUGGGGGUUAAUGGUCAAAUAGAGUAUGUGUUUGGAGCAGCCACAGAGUCCGUACGGAGGCUGCUGAGGUUGGAAGAGACCUCUGGGUGGCUGAGUGUUUUGCAUCGCAUUGACCGUGAAGAAGUGAGCCAACUGAGGUUCACAGUAAUGGCUCGCGACCGAGGUCAGCCGCCCAAAAUGGACAAGGCCACAGUGGUGUUGAACAUCAAGGAUGAAAAUGACAACGUCCCUGCUAUUGAAAUUCGAAAAAUUGGACGCAUUUUCCUCAAAGAUGGGGUAGCCAAUGUUGCAGAGGAUGUGGUGGUGGACACACCCAUUGCCUUGGUUCAGGUGUCGGACCGAGACCAGGGGGAAAACGGGAUAGUGACAUGCACAGUAGUAGGAGAUGUGCCUUUUCAGCUCAAACCGGCAAGUGAGAUGGAGGGUGAGCAGAAUAAAAAGAAGUAUUUCCUCCACACGUCUGCAUCACUGGACUAUGAGGCCACACAGGAGUACAAUGUGGUCAUUGUGGCUGUGGACUCUGGAAGCCCCAGUCUAGCAAGUAAUAACUCACUUAUCGUCAAAGUGGGUGAUACUAAUGACAACCCACCCAUCUUCAGCCAGAACGUAGUAGAAGUAUCCUUCCCUGAAAACAAUGCACCCGGUGAGAGGGUGACGAGAGUGACGGCUGUUGAUGCAGACAGUGGAAAAAAUGCUGAAAUAGCCUAUUCCCUAGAUUUAUCAGUGAAUGGCAUUUUCUCUAUUGAUGCAGACAGCGGAGACAUCCGAGUAAACACCAUCCUGGAUAGAGAGCAAACAGAGCGCUAUGAAUUUAAAGUGAUAGCUAAAGAUAAGGGCAUAAACACCCUUCAGGGUUCUGCAACUGUGGUUGUACUUGUAGCUGAUAAGAAUGACAAUGAGCCAAAGUUCAUGCAGGACGUGUUCACCUUCUAUGUUAAAGAAAAUCUAGAUCCAAACAGCCCAGUUGGCAUGGUUACAGUAAUUGAUGCAGAUAAACACCAGAAUGCAGAGAUGGGCCUUUUCAUUGAGGAGGAAGAGGAGAUCUUUUCUAUUGAAAACGAGACUGGGACUAUUUUUUCCACCCUGUCAUUUGACCGAGAACAGAAAACCACAUACACAUUCCGUGUUAAAGCUGUGGAUGGUGGUGACCCUCCCAGAUCUGCCACAGCUACAGUUUCCCUUUUUGUCAUGGAUGAAAAUGACAAUGCGCCAACUGUCACCUUCCCAAUAAACAGCUCCUACACCCUUCUUCCUCCCUCCAGUAACAUCAGAACGGUUGUCAGAACUGUUAUAGCCACCGAUACAGACACUGGAAUUAACGCAGAUCUGAACUACAGCAUCAUUGGGGGCAACCCUUUCAAGCUUUUUGAGAUUGAUGGGGGCACUGGGGUCAUUUCACUAAUGGCAAAGCUGGAGCAAAAGCACUACGGCCUCCACAGACUUGUGAUCCAGGUGAAUGACAGCGGGCAGCCUUCUCAGAGCACCACCACCCUGGUUCAUGUUUAUGUUAAUGAGACCCUAUCCAAUUCCACCAUUGUGGAGGCCCAGGUGGCUAAAAGCCUGAGCACGUCCCUUAACACGAACAUUGCUGGCGACCCGAACUAUGAUCUGAGCAAGCAGCGAUUAAGCAUUGUGAUUGGAGUAGUUUCAGGCAUCAUGACUGUCAUUCUCAUCAUUCUUGUUGUUGUCAUGGCUCGCUAUUGCCGCCCUAAAAAUAAGAAUGGCUAUGAGGCUGGCAAGAAGGAUCACGAGGACUUCUUUACACCACAACAGCAUGACAAAUCCAAGAAGCCCAAGAAAGAUAAGAAGAAACAGAAGUCCAAACAGCCUCUUUAUAGCAGUAUUGUAACAGUCGAGGCCUCCAAACCCAACGGGCAGCGGUACGAUGGCGUCAACGAGAAGCUUUCGGACAGUCCCGGCAUGGGUCGUUAUCGCUCUGUCAACGGUGGACCAGGAAGCCCGGACCUGGCACGGCACUACAAGUCCAGUUCACCUCUCCCCACUGUUCAGCUUCAUCCACAGUCACCAACAGCUGGAAAAAAGCACCAGGCAGUUCAGGACCUGCCCCCUGCAAAUACCUUUGUUGGCACCGGAGAUAACAUUUCCCUUGGAUCUGACCAUUGCUCUGAGUACAGCACUCAAACCAUCAACAAGUACAACAAACAGCCGUUCCGUCGAGUGACCUUCUCAGUGGUGAGCCAGCCCCAGGACCCUCACCAGCAGGGAUCGCUGCAGAGCUGCUACGACAGCGGCCUGGAUGAGUCGGAGACACCCAGCAGCAAGAGCUCUUCGGGCCCCCGCCUGGGCGCCCUUCCCCUGCCCGAGGACAGCUACGAGAGGACAACGCCGGAUGGCAGUGUCGGUGAGGCAGAGCACAUGGAAAAUGACUCGCGGCCAUUGCCUGACGUAGCCAUGACUGGCAAAUGCACCAGGGAGUGCAACGAGUAUGGCCACUCGGACUCCUGCUGGAUGCCUGUGCGCACGUCGCCAGAGCGACGGCCUUCCAAGUCGACCGCCAACCCCCAACAACCAAAGCUUUCCACCCUCAUGACCGGAAAUGGCAGCAGCAGCAGCAGCAGCAGCAGCAGCAGUAGUGUCGAACAGCCUGGCAGCCAAGAGACCCUCGCCAUGGCCGCCAUGGCCAACGGGGAUCCCACAGCUACUCACAUGAUGGGAGAUCGCAAUCGCAACCUGCUCAACAAGAAGAUGGCCUCCUCCUCUUCCUCCUAUGAGGCCUUUGGUUCACCUUCUUACGUCUCCCCAGGAGGACGUGAGGAGACACUGGGACACCCCACUGAGGAGAUCCCCCUCGCACCCACUGGAGAGUACAAACCAACAUCCUGUGGUACGCUAACACGGCGGGAGGUGUACCUGUGAGCUUGAGGGUCAAAAUGCAGCUUGGGUGUCACAGCCUGUGGCAUUUACCAUACACUACUAAGCAUAGCUGCUUCCCCAUCACCGUUACAGCUCUAGGAGUUUUUUUAGCCACAAAGUAGGACUAAACCUUCUUUGGAUACAUAAACAUAGAAACAUUUUAUAAAAGUGCUCAUUUUAGCCACAAAGUGGAGGAGAGGAGGAGGAGAAACGUUCAGUGAGGCUACUCUACUGACUUUGUUGCGCUCUUGGAAGACAGUCUGCUGCCUGAAAGUCAAUCUGUACAGUUAAUCAACCCAUUUCAGACACACAGCACACGCAUGAGUACUCUCUGUUCCCACUGGAAACCCAUUUCUUUAUUAUAACAGUGUGUAAAUGACUCAAUAUUUCCUCUUUCCCCCUUAUUUUAUUUGUUUUUUAGAAUCAAUGCUGUACAUGCAGACCCUUCUGACUUUGGAGUCUGCCUGGAUUAGCCUUUUUUUUUAAUUUAGAACAAUGCAACAAAUAGUCUGGCCAAGAUUCUCUGUGGCGAAAGAACAAACCAGUGAUCAGUCACGCUGACCAUGGAAAUCUGUCAUCUUUUAGUGUUUGUAAUCAAGUUGCAAACCCAAACUUGACCAAUACUGAAUCUUCUAAGGACUGAAAAGACUAAGCUUUAAAAUACUGUCCUCUCUUUGGCUAUUAGUUAGGAAAGGGACACCAAAGGACUUUGCUGCAACUCUACUUUGGCUGGACCCUUUGAUGGACUACAACAAACUUUGUGAUGACCGACCAACAGCGCAAACACGUUUCACAGGUGUCAAUUGGUGUACAUAAGCAUUGGACAAUAGUGACAGUGCUAACUGCUCUCAUUCCUUUUGUUCCCCCCUCCUGUUCUUUUUAUGUCUUAAUUGGUGAGAAUUAGACCAAACGCCUCGUGAGAAAUGCAAGACCAUACGCCUACAAUCACAUUAACUCAAACCACGGUGUUGUUAAUCUUAUCACAUUAGUGGGAUGGUACAUUUUGUACCAAGUUAUGUCCGUUUUGGCAAAAUGAUGACCCAUACUUGCAGAAAUUAUUUUACUUCUGCCGGAUUAAAUAUCUACCCAUAGAUUCAUGAUAGACUGAAGAAGAGCGCACAUACAGUUGAGAGUGUUGAACAAUGGCAAAGACAGCCUUUUAUAUUUUUUUAGUGUGUGUGUGUGUGUGUGUUAUUGGACUGAGCAAUAAAUUCCAUGAUGUUUAUGAGGCAAACAAGCAUUAACCUCUUUUCCACUCUCUCUCCCAAAGCCUUCAAGGUUACGAAAGCCCAUGAUCCUAAUCACCUGUGCCCAAGAAUCCUUUAAGCACUCGUAGUUGUUGCUUUUCGUUGCAUGAAUGUAAGAAUGAGCUCAGUAGAGAACAAUCAAAAAGCAACGUCUGUAUGAGCAGACACCACCAUGAGGUGUUAGGGUCAAAAGUAAUUUGGUGUCAAAUGGAAAAACCAAAACUUCCUCUAAAUGGAUGACGCAUUACACACUUCACAUAAACAAGGAAAGAGGUUUUUCUUGGAGAACUUUGCUUUAAGUACACUUUUUUAUUUUUUUAAAUGAAGGAUUGAAUGGUAAGAAUGUGAUGUCUCAAUGAAACACCCAUUAAACCCUUAGAGCCGAUGCGUUACAAACACACACGUAAUGUUAGGGUGCUGUGCCUCGCUGUAUACUGUUUUGGUUAUUCAUUUUAUUGUUAUGGGGUUUUUUUCUUUUGCAGCUGCAGAGGCACAUAUCUCACCACUGUAAUUAAAAAGAAUAUCAGAUGCAAUGGAACUUUUUUGUAUGUUAGCAAAACCCAUUUUGGUUGGACUGGAGGUGCUUAUUUCAAUGCACUCUGGCAAUCUAUAGUCUGUAAGUACUACUUGUGAAAGAAAGUGCUCCUAUACUUAUCAACUGUAUACAUGAAUAUUUACUUUUUACUUGCACGUUUAAUGGCAACUUACUUCACUUAAUGAGAAGGAAGAUGAUAUAAAAAACUGUAAAACAAAAUGUACAAAAAAAUGUUUUUCCUGUAAACACAGAACCCCAUCUUCUUUGCUUGCAUUUGUUUAUACCCAAUAAGACAUUGCCCAUUUAACUAUUGGUACAUUAAAAGGUCCUUUUUUUUUUACCCAUGAAAGACUUUGAUUGUCUCGUAUCACGAAAACAUCCAAUGUUUGUUUUAUAUCAGCUGUACUUCAUUAGAUCUGACUUCUCAACUCAUUAUAUUUGCUCCCCCCCCCCCACCCAUCGGUUAUUUACACGGCUAAAACGAUGGAAACGAUCAAGACGAUGUACUCUGCUUUACUUUCUUUUAUUUGGUGUCACUUUGUAUAUUUAGAGUGCUUCUGGAAAAAAAAAGGAAAAAUCUUUUAAAAAUACUCAUAAAAAUAUUGGAGUGAAUGCAAAUAUGCAAUUGUGCCUUUUUAUACCAACCGGUAUGAUUUAAAUGUUUUUUGGAAUGGUGCAAAAACGAUUACACUGCUCACAAAAGAAGAUGCGUUGGCAUUUAAGGUCUGAAAUACAUUUGCAUAUCUUAGAUGAAAUCUCAUGAUGUCAAACUUUUAUUUUCUAUUUUCAUAGGAUGAUCAAAUGUCAGUGAGCCCAUAGGUCCAACAUUUCCACAACCCUUUUUUUUUAGCUUUUACCGAAUGAGUAUCACUUCAUUUAAAACUUGCUUGUUGGUGGAAGUAAUAAUGAUAUAAUCGACUUUUUUCUGUCGUGUUCUGCUCAUGUGUCAUUGAAAGGUCAAAUAACCUUCUUUGUGCAUGAAACAAGCGCUAAGACUGAAAAUAAAAGCUCUGGAUGAUAGAAGAAAGGAAAGAGAGGGGAAAGAAAAAGAAAAAUGCUCGGAGACAUUUGACUGCUCAGAAUUGAGGGAGCCAAGAGAUAAAAAUGCUAAUGUGACGGUUUACUAGGAGGCAUGAAUACACGGGAGGGUGGGGUAGGGGUAGGGCCUGCAAGGGAGAGCAGCUGACAGAAUACACACCUCGGGAUGUGUUGUGCAACUUUACGGUAUAUGCAUAUCUCAGAGAUGAUGGUGAUGAAACCCUGCAUGACAAAUAAGCACGCUGCAGGGUUUGCUGUGAUACUGCAAGGUGACGCUUUGAAUUCCUACAUCAGAUAAAGUGAAAACAGAGAGUCUGCAGAGUGUAAAAGAAGAGAAGUGAAAGAAACGUUGCCAUACACUGGCACCUACAUUGAGUGCAAUCGGCACUCCAUCUUUUCUGAGUAAUGAUAGGCUUGGUGGGUUGUUAUUUUCUGAUACACUGAGGUAACAGAGGCAGAAAUCUGAACGAUGGUGCGUGUCGGAAUUCCCAACGCUUGACAGAAAACAUGUUCUUAACCCCACCGGAGGUGUGUGUGCUCGACCGCCGCUCUCCUCCCUUUGUAGACCAUUCACAGCGUGUAAUGAGAUUUUGUAAUAUUACCCAUUACUAUUUGUCCUGCGACUUGGAUGUCGAUAUAGAAACUGAGGAACGAAUUUAUCAUCGUUUAAUAUGAGUCACUAUGCACGCAGCUUAGCUGAACAUGGCAAAGUGUAUUGAACGCAAGUCCACUUCUAUUUAUGAGAUAUUUUACAUAAUUUAAUUUUGCUUUUGUACAGGUUUGUGUAAAUAAACUGCUUGUCAUUUUUGUCUCUGCAGAAAUUAAAAUAUAACAUGGUAAAACAA